Messenger RNA from Schistocerca gregaria, 617 nucleotides. RefSeq names its product thioredoxin, mitochondrial-like. Gene Ontology annotation, molecular function: protein-disulfide reductase activity; oxidoreductase activity, acting on a sulfur group of donors, disulfide as acceptor. The coding region runs from base 81 to 515 and encodes 144 amino acids. Gene Ontology annotation, cellular component: cytoplasm. The transcript is spliced from 3 exons. The record is from RefSeq and is a predicted model, not a curated record. NCBI's taxonomy places the organism in Eukaryota, Metazoa, Arthropoda, Insecta, Orthoptera, Acrididae.
CAGUCAUUUGUCAUCGAAAUUUUCAAGUGUAACGUCGUCAUAAAAGAAUUAUUAACAACAGUACUCCACGAUAAGUCACUAUGUCUCGCCCUUUCUUUUCGAAAUGUUGUUCACUUCUGAGAGAGGUCCAUAAGCACUCUCAGGCAGCUACCCAAGAAACUAUUAAACGAUCGGUAAGCUUCACCGUCAAAAAUCUCACGGAAUUCAAUGAAAAGGUGAAGAACAGCAAACAACCAGUUAUUGUGGAUUUCUGUGCAACAUGGUGCAAACCCUGUGAAAAACUUACACCACGAAUUGAAUCAGUUAUAGCAGAGAAGAAGGGCAAAAUACUACUUGCUAAAGUGGAUGUUGAUGAAAACACUGAUCUUGCCAUGGACUAUGAGGUCGGCAGUAUACCAUCCCUCAUAGCCAUUGAAAAUGGGAAGGUAAAAGAAAGGCUAGAUGGGCUACAAAACACUGAGAAACUAAGAAGUUUUGUUGAUAAAAUCUGUAAGACAGAAAAGGCUGAUGAAUGAAAAAUUAAGAGAAUUAUAUAUACCACUGCAAGGCUUGAGCUUUCAAAACUUCUAAACAAAUCCAUGUAUAAGUAAUUAUUAAAAAGCAUAUUCAAAACAUGA